GUCCAAUCACUUAACGCGCAUGCGCCGUGGUGAAUCUAUGAUUACCGGACGGACGAUCGCUAGUCAUCAAUCGGUGAUCUGUCAUUUGCUCGUUCUACCUCCUGUUUAUGUAAUUUUUCAUUCAAUUUCAAAAUAGACCGAUUCAUGUGUCUGUUUGAAAAAGUCUUCGUUCGAAAUAACACCGGGUAACUCGAUUCGAAUCGGUCGAUAUACACAAGACACGAAGAAACGUAGUAACGAACAGGCGUGUGUAUCUAUCUGUUGAAAAACUACGGACCUUGCCAUGACGACAGAGGAGAAGUUUCACGCGGCUGUUAAUGUGAUCAGGAGCCUGCCAAAAAAUGGAGCGUAUCAACCUAGCAAUGAAGUUAUGUUACGUUUCUAUGCAUACUAUAAACAAGCGACAGAAGGACCAUGCCAACAUUCGAAACCUGCUUUCUGGGAAGUAGUUAAAAAAGCCAAGUGGGAAGCUUGGUGUCGUUUAGGUAACAUGAGUACAACCGAAGCUAUGAAUAAUUAUGUGGAAGAAUUGAAAAAGAUUGUGGAAACCAUGUCUUAUACGGAUAAAGUAGCUAAUUUUCUCGGUAGUCUGGAUACAUUUUACGAGAGUGUUCCACAAGAAGAUUUGGAACUACUUGUCGGCCCUGUUUUGGAACGUAUGCGUUCACAACCUGGCUCACCAUUGUCUGGCUCACCCCUUGCAUCCAGAGAAACGUCACCGCACAGGGUUUGCAGCAUGACCAGACAUAUUGCGAGUAGUUUAGAAACUAGCCCAGCCAGUAGUAACAGUGCAAGUCCAUUGCCACCGGAUACAGAUGGCGAAGAAGAAGAAUUCAUAGAUACCGUCGAAACUGCUCCGGAACGUUCGCAGAAGGACGCAACGAAAACCUCUACUUCAAGCCAAAAAAUACUGAAUGUAUUAAAUGUUACUAAUGAUGUAAUUAGCGAGCCAAUUGUACCAAAGGAAAAUUCUGUAGAAUUGACUAAUGGAUACACUAAUAUAAAUGGUUACACGGAAACGGUGAUAGACAGUAAACAAGAAAGGACCAGGCAACGGAGUAAAAGAGAUGAAAAAUCGAAUGUUGAUUUUUACAAUCAAAUAGCGACAACUAUGCAGAAUUUACAAAGAGACUUGGAUAGAAUUACAGCUAGAGUGCGUAGCUUAGAAGGCCAAGCAUUACACGCGUUGGCUCCGCAAGUUAGACAACCAACAACAGCGACAACUUCAUACUCAAAAUGGUGGCCAUUACCGGAAUGUUCUCCGAGAUUAUUCACUAUAUUAAUUUUAUGGCCGCUUAUAGUACAAUUUUUGAUUUUAUUUACACAACGCUAUCGUCAACGGAGACUGUGAUCUAAAUGUAGCUGUUUUGUUCAAAACUUAUGCAAUUACUCAUCAUUAAGUAACGUUAAACGUAAAAGACACAGAAACUUGUAGGUACUAUCGCGUAGAGAAGCAUUAUUAUUAUUAUUAUUAUUAUUAUUAUUAUUAUUAUUAUUGUUAUUAUUAUUAUUAUUGUUGUUGUUGUUAUUGUUGUUUUUUAAGGAACUAUAAUUUAGAAAUGAAUUUCGUAGUUCAUUUGAUGCCCUGCAAGAAUCGAUAAAGAAAUAUCUUUAUUCUGUAGAAAAUCAGUUUAGCAUAGUAAUUGUAUAAACUAAUUGUGUAAAAUUCUCAAAUUUCAUAAAUGCUCGCACAAUUGUAUGUGUAGCAAUGUGUACAGAAAGAUUUAUUUAUUUUAAAAGACGAUAAUUGACGGGAAAAGAUCCGUUAGUCUUUGAGUAUGUUUAUAUAUUCAAAACAGGUGAAAUAAUUUGGUACCUAAGGUGACUUAUAUGUAUGAUAAAUAAUUAUAUGUAUUCAUAUAUUGUAAUAUAAAAGCAAAGAUAUUAUAUACAAAUUUUAUAUUGUGAAUUCAGGUUAAAGGUAUAAAAUAGACUUUAUUAAAAUAUUCA
Messenger RNA from Nomia melanderi (Alkali bee), 1950 nucleotides. RefSeq lists its product as uncharacterized. Gene Ontology annotation, cellular component: cytoplasm. NCBI's taxonomy places the organism in Eukaryota, Metazoa, Arthropoda, Insecta, Hymenoptera, Halictidae. Gene Ontology annotation, biological process: fatty acid metabolic process. Gene Ontology annotation, molecular function: fatty-acyl-CoA binding. The record is from RefSeq and is a predicted model, not a curated record.